Molecule: messenger RNA, 1564 nt
Organism: Benincasa hispida (wax gourd)
Lineage: Eukaryota; Viridiplantae; Streptophyta; Magnoliopsida; Cucurbitales; Cucurbitaceae
Gene: FUT13
Product: fucosyltransferase 13
Cellular component (GO): membrane
Molecular function (GO): alpha-(1->3)-fucosyltransferase activity
Source: RefSeq, a predicted model, not a curated record
CACUUUUACCCUCUUCAACGACUUCACUUCACAUAGACGUUCUUCACCAAUUUCCCCCUUUUCUCUCUCUCUCUCUCUCCGGAGAGAGAAAACCCACCGGCGACCGCCAUUUCCGACCAACCAUGCUCUUGAAGCCCUCCAACACCGUUGCCGUCGUAUUCAUGCUCGCUUUCGCAUUAUUCAUCAUCUUCUUCACUGGCUUCCUCGAAUUUCCACCAGCAUCCACUUCCAUCGUACCGCCCACCGACGAUCUGAAUCUCUCCGCACCCCAAUUCGCUUCCGACCCUUUCACUGAUUUGAUCAUCGCCUUCAAGAAAUGGGAUUCUCAGGUGGGUUGUGAUCGGUUCCGGGAGAAAAUUAGCGGCGGUUUGAGCAAUGGGUCUUCGUCAGUUUCGCUGCAGCAAGUCGGCGGCGACUCUAAUUCGGAAUGUGGGGGGCUGAAACUGAAUCAUGUUGCUGUUUUGGUGAAAGGAUGGACUUGGAUUCCUGAUAAUUUAGACAAUUUGUAUUCGUGUUCUUGUGGAUUGAGCUGUCUUUGGACUAAAUCUUCUGUUCUUGCCGAUAAACCUGACGCCUUGUUAUUCGAAACCAGUACGCCUCCGCGGCAGAGGCACAGAGGAGAUCCGCUUCGCAUAUAUAUGGAUCUCGAGGCUGGUCGGAAGCGCUCAGGUUUGGAGGAUCUAUUUGUUAGUUAUCAUGCAGACGAUGAUGUUCAGUCAACUUAUGCAGGAGCACUCUUUCACAAUGGUCGAAACUAUCACGUAUCUUCUAAAAAAAACAAUGAUACACUCAUUUAUUGGUCGUCGUCUCGUUGUCUUCCCCAAAGAAAUCAGCUUGCUAAGAAGCUUCUAAGUUUGCUGCCUCAUCAUUCAUUUGGCAAGUGCUUGAACAACGUAGGUGGACUCGAUAUGGCCCUUUCGAUGUACCCUGAAUGUGCAAAUGAUGGCAGUGUCACCCCAAAAUGGUGGGAUCACUUGCAUUGUGCAAUGUCUCACUACAAAUUCGUUCUCGCAAUUGAAAACACAAUGACUGAGAGUUACGUAACAGAGAAGCUAUUUUAUGCGCUAGACUCUGGUUCGGUUCCGAUCUAUUUUGGUGCCCCUAAUGUUUGGGACUUUGUUCCUCCACAUUCUAUAAUUGAUGGAUCUAAAUUCAGCUCCUUGGAAGAGUUAGCUUCUUAUGUAAAGCGACUUGCGGAUGAUCCAGUAGCUUAUGCCGAGUACCAUGCUUGGAGACGAUGCCGUGCAUUGGGUAACUAUAGAAGGACCCGAGCUGCAAGCCUCGACACGCUGCCAUGCCGUGUGUGUGAUGCUGUGAGCAGAAGGGGUGGUAGAAAUGGCUGAGCUCAUCCAGUUUCUUUUUUUUGGUUUCCAUUGUUAUACUGUUGUUUAUCAAUGUGAAUUGGAAUCUCCAUUUCUAAUUGCCUUUGUUUUUGUUGUCACCAGUAGACAGGGGAAUGAGUUGCUGUAUAAGGAAAUUAGUGUAGGUAGAAAGAUCAUAAAUGAUGAGAGAAAAAUGUAUUUGAUUUAUGUUAUAUUACACACUUUAGAAAAAAUUUAUAAUU